Molecule: messenger RNA, 7157 nt
Organism: Cricetulus griseus (Chinese hamster)
Lineage: Eukaryota; Metazoa; Chordata; Mammalia; Rodentia; Cricetidae
Source: RefSeq, a predicted model, not a curated record
GAGGAGGACUCGCAAGCCGAGACCAAAUCCCUGAGUUUCAGCUCGGAUUCUGAAGGUAAUUUUGAAACUCCUGGAGCUGAAACUCCAAUCAGAUCGCCUCUCAAGGAGUCUUGUGAUUCAUCCCUAGGAUUGGCAGAACCCGAGGCCAAAAACCAAGAAUCACAAGAAGCUGAUGAACAGUUUGUAGCAGAAGUGAUUGAAAAAUGUUCAUCUGAUACAUGUUCUAGAUUUUCAGAAAAUGAAGCAUCACAGGCGACUACUGAUUCUCAUUCAGUCAAGGAUGUCAGAGGAGAAACCCAACAUGAUGUUAGUAAGAUCUUAGUAGUGAGGCCAUUUUCAAUAGAAACCAGGAGUUCUACAGAUGACCCAGCUGCUCUUGGAACAAAAGCAGCUCAUGGCUGUGAACCUGCACACUCAGGCAAGGCUUUGCCCUCUGCUGCAUCAGAAGCUACUCAGGACAAGCCAGUGACAGAAGGAGGCAUGGCGGUUACAUUUGAGGCCUUUACAGAGGCUGGUCUGAAGACCAGAGAGCCUGUGGCCAGCAGAAGCAAGCUAAGAAAACCCAAGCCUGUCUCCCUGAGGAAGAAGACAGCUGGAGGCGAUGCCUCUGAAACUGAAAUGAUCAUGGAAGGUUUGCCUUUCCCUAAGGCUUCCUCCCUGUCAGUUCCUGAUGAAGUGGCUAAGAACACAUAUCCUAGCGUGCUGAGAGGUACCAGGGCCCAGAAAUCUUCCCUUAACCUGAAAGAAGCUGCAGAAGCUCUCAGUAAUGGCACUAGUGGCUCAGGGUGUGAGCUGCAGGAGGAGUCCAGGAACUCGUCUGUCAAACUUGAGUAUGAUUUUACAGAAGAUGGGGAACAUGUCGAGGCCAAGAAUGACCUUCCAAGGAAACCUACUAACAAACUGAUGCCGAACAUACGGAAAGAUGGCAUCAGUCAGCCAGUAGAUGUCGAACAGCCUGCAGACCCAAGAGUCCAAGAUGCCUCACUCUCCCAAACAUCUCCUAAGCUAGAUCCUAGUAGAUGGGAUCACCCCAACUUUAAUUCCUCUGGGAACUGCCCCAUUCUGCAGAGCUCCCCACCCCUCUCCUCCAAAGGCUCCUACCACUUUGACCCAGAUAACUUCGAUGAGUCUAUGGACCCCUUUAAGCCAACCACAGCUCUGACAAGCAGCAGCUUUUGUUCCACCACUGGUAAUCAUGUUAAUGAAAUCUUAGAGUCACCCAAGAAGGCAAAGUCGCGUUUAAUAACGAGUGGCUGCAAGGUGAAGAAAUACGAAACUCAGUCUCUCGAUUUGGAUACAUGUCCUCAGGACGAAGGAGCCGUGAUCUCACAGAUCUCAGACAUUUCUAAUAGGGACGGCCACGCUACUGAUGAGGAGAAACUGGCGUCCACAUCCUGCAGUCAGAAAUCAGCUGGGGCAGAGGUGAAAGGCACAGAGAAGGAGACAUGCCAGAAGACAGAGAAAGAGGAGUCAGCUGGGCAUGGACCACUGGAAUCCUCUUCGGAAAAGGCUCCAGUGUCUGUGGCCUGUGGGGGUGAGAGCCCCCUGGAUGGGAUCUGCCUCAGUGAAGCAGACAAGACUGCUGUGCUCACUUUGAUCAGAGAGGAGAUAAUCACUAAAGAGAUUGAAGCAAACGAAUGGAAGAAAAAAUACGAAGAGACCCGAGAAGAAGUCUUGGAGAUGAGGAAAAUUGUGACCGAAUAUGAAAAUACCAUUGCUCAAAUGAUUGAAGACGAACAGAGGACAAGCAUGACCUCUCAGAAGAGUUUCCAGCAGCUGACGAUGGAGAAGGAGCAGGCCUUGGCUGACCUCAACUCUGUGGAAAGGUCCCUUUCUGAUCUCUUCAGGAGAUACGAAAACCUGAAAGGCGUGCUAGAAGGGUUCAAGAAGAAUGAAGAAGCCUUGAAAAAAUGUGCUCAGGAUUACUUAGCUAGAGUUAAGCAAGAAGAGCAGCGAUACCAGGCCCUGAAGAUUCAUGCAGAGGAAAAGCUGGACAGAGCCAACGAAGAGAUUGCUCAGGUUCGCUCAAAGGCAAAGGCCGAGAGUGCUGCUCUCCAUGCUGGACUCCGGAAGGAGCAGAUGAAGGUGGAGUCCCUGGAAAGGGCCCUUCAGCAGAAGAAUCAAGAAAUUGAAGAACUGACAAAAAUCUGUGACGAGCUGAUCGCAAAGCUGGGAAAGACCGACUGAGGUUCCUCCCGUGAGCUAUGCAGGUCUGAGUCUGGCUGCUUGUGUCCUGACCACAGAUAUCUUGCCUUAUCCAGAAAUAAUCCCCCCUUUGCAGAGAAAAAUAACUUUUAAAAAAAGCACAUGCCUGCUGUUGCCUGUCCGCUUCACUGCCGCAGCUGGAGCCUGGCCGGUGGGGAGGAGUGAUGCAGCAGCCAAGCCCUGCGUGUCCGUCCAUCCAUCCAGGCUGUCAUUUCCAUUAGACAGGCUGGGCUGCUGGGUCCGGUGUGUGCUUCUCCAUCUUCAGUUCAUCUUGCUGUUAACUUUACUUUUCCCAAGUUUGUGAAAUUUCUAAUUUUGUGGCAACUAUGUAGGAUCAUCUUCCCAGCACAUAUUUGCUAUUUUUACGACCUGGUUAAUCUUUUAAAUGUCUAUCAGCAGUUUUAUCGAAGGAGAGAGUUUGGCCUAUUGCUACCAACAGUUUAUGGAUGAGACUCUUAGGAGUUCCCUUUUAUUUACAGAGUUACUUUUACUCAUGCACAUACGUCCGUACAUGCUGCCCCACCCCCCACCCUGCCUGGCAUAUUCAGAUGAGAAUUUCUAGGGAGGAGCAUAGUUAUGUAAAUCAAUGUAGAUCUUCUUUGGAAACAGAACCCCAGGUCAAAAAGCCAGCUUCAGACUUUGCUAGAGUGCUUCCUAUACACAAAGCUCUGGGCUUGAUCCCCAGAGCUACAAGAACUGAAUAUUGUAGGGCAUACCUGUAAUCUCAACACUCCAGAAGUGGAGGCAGGAGGAUCAGAAGUUCAAGGUCAUCCUUGACUGCAUAGCCAGCCUGGGCUACAUGAGAUCACCUUUCAGAAAAGGGGUGAGUGGAAGCAGGGUGAUAUCUUAGCUAUUGGGAGGCUAGGGCAGGAAAAUCACUCAGACCCGGAGUUUAAGGACAACACAGCACUAGGCAAAGUAGACCUUUUCUCAGAAAUCAAACACCCAAACCAAAACUUGAGUCAGGGUGGGUGGGGAGAUUAGGGAUAGGAAGAUGAGGGAUGCAGGUUUUAUGUCCAAGGAAGACUUGGCUGUGCUGUUUGUUGUCCCUGUAUUUGGACACCCCGGUCCCAACAUGGCCCUUUGUGCUCAUACUGAAAGUAGCCUCUUCCAUCUCCAUGAGCAGCAGCGUGGGCCUCCCUCAGAGCUGGCAUUUGACGGAUGUGUCCACCUGGGGGCAGUUAGCUUCAAAAACAAAAUCAGCUGUUAUUAUCUAUUUGAAAUACACCCAAGGGGGACUUGGAAAAGGGUCAGCUGAUCUUGUUAAAAGACACGGGCUGCCUAAGGACCAGUUAGAGGGUGAAGGAUGUGGUUUUCUGUGUUUACAAGCAUGGCACACUUCAGAGACUUAAAAACAACCACAAAUGUUUUCAUACUUGAGGUGGACUUUUAAACAAAACAGCCGGUAAAAAGUCAUGUGACUCAUCCCUCAUAUCUGCUUGAGUACUGGGGAGGGCAGUGCAGGGAGAAAAAAGAAAAAAGGUCCACAGUGACAAGAUGAAAUUCUGUGAACUAAACUGGGGGACAUUAACCUCCAAAUAGAAAUUGCCAACAUUGAUGCCAAUGAGUUCAUUCCCAUUUGAUAGGCAAAACCAAAUUCAUUCAAGUUUUAAUGCAUUUUUUUUUUUGCCUUAACUUUCUACCCUGAGAUGUCAUGGUAAAUAUGCACUAUUCAAUACACAUGUUUUCCUCCUUGUAAAAAUAUUGCAUGACCCAAGUCCAGAAAUGAAUUGUGCCUCAUAGAGAAACUCUGUAGAUCUUAGAAACAGCGUUCCUUUAGUGGUGUGUCACCAUGUGGUGCAAGCUUUAGCUCCAGGCAGUGAGUAAUGUCUUUUCAAGCUAGAAAUCACAUUUUGUCAAUAUGCAUUUAUUAUAAUUGGUGCUUAGGUUAGGCUGCAUUUUGAGGCCUACUGUCUUAAGACUUUGUACAAAAACACAAACAGAAGUUAUUCGUGGGUUGGAGAAAUGGCUUGACAAUCAUUUGGACACUGAAUUUAGUCACAGUGGCUUAAUAUGAAAGUUGUAGCUGUAGACAUACUACUGUCAGGUUCAAGUGUCUUCAGGGGACAUGACCAGCACCAGCUUAGCGCUCUUCCACAGGGAAGUUAAUUUUGCAUUUUUGAGAAACACUGCAGAUGUUUCUGCAACAGUAUUAUGGUGGUAUCCAUGUGUGUGUUUUGUAUUGACUUCUUUUCAGUAUGAAAGGCUUAGAGUGGGCUCCAUCAUAAAUUUAUAGUUUUGUUUUUGGGGGGGGAGGGUAGUACUGGGACUCAAACCCAGCAUCUUGGACAUGCUAGGCAGGUCCUUCACGGUGGAUCUACAUCUCUGGCCUCAUCAUCUUUUGAGCUGUAUAUUUUUAAAGUAUCCUGUUCUCUAUGUUACAAAGCAUAGAAGAGGCAUGGUGGCUGUCCUUCCCUGCCUCACUGGCAGAAGAGACCCCAUGAAAAACCGGCCCUGCUAAAUGCAAUUGCUGUACGUAUGGGGGACAUGAAAUAAGUCCUUUAAGCGGUGUUUGCCAGUGGCCUCUUAGUCAUCACCAUUUCCACAACUUCUAGUGUAUGGAUACUCUCCAACAAGGAUAAAAUGUAGCUUGCACAGCUGGCAAAUUAAGAAAAUAUACUAGGCAGAGUAAAGUAUUUUUCUUUUAAUUAAAUGAGCCCCAAAAAGCUCUUAGUGCUCUAGAGAGUCAAAAUAUAAGGUUUUCUUCAACACAUGCUGGGGGCCAGAUACUUGUUAGUGAGGCAGUUAAAAGGGGGACCAGGCAUGGUGCCACGCACCUAUCAUCCUGGAGGCAGAGGCAGGGGACCAAAAGUUCAGGCCUGACUGGGCUGUACAGUGAUCCUGUCUUCAGAGUCUUAAGAGCUGGGGGGCAGGGGGUGACUCAGUAGUAGCACUUAUUCACCAUACACAAGGCAUUGGUGUCAAUCCCCAGCAUUGUAAAAAUAAAGAACAAAAAACCUAAAACCCAAGAGAAAUGGAAAGUGGUUUGGGAACACUAGGUGGUCUUGUUGACCCAUUUCUUUAGUUCUACUUUGCCAAAGUGUAGACAGCUUUUACCCGGCAGUAUCCCACACCAGUUCACCAUGUGAUUCCUCUCUUUGGAGACUGGUAACUUCCCUAAAUUCUGCACGCUCUGUGCUUGGUGCUCUAGUGUGGAUUCAAGCAUCUUCAGAACCAGACCAAAUUAGGAAGUGCAGAAGCACACAGUGCGUGUGGGAGCUCUGCUCUGGAGGGAGAUCCCUGUCUUUAGGAUUAUAAUUCAAACUAAACUUUCUCUCCAGCCAGCACCCCCUUUCUCCCCAUGCAGACUGGGCACUGCCUGUGCACAAAAAUGCUCAUUCUUUAAGCAGCCCGGAUGGACCACAGUAGACUGAAGCCCUCACUUGCAGCAAAGAUAGCUCAGGCUAGAAAGGGCCCCUCUGCUGCUCAUAGGCAUCGGGAACUGUGACAAAGUUCAGGGCAUGCUGAAUUGGUUCGGACCUUCUGCAGCUCACUUCCUACCAAAUUCCUUAAUCUCCAUUUCAGUUGGUGAUUUUAGGAAUCAGUCGUCCUGCUGUCUGUAAGUCUGUGACCCUCGCUCUCAGGUUUUUCUUCCUCUUGGGAAGAGAGAAUGUAGGUAUUGAAAGAGUAAAUGAUUCAGGCAAGGAAUUUAAAGAUGUAUAUAUUAUGAAGACUUUCAAGGGUAGGAGAAUACUAUUUACUUACUAAAGAACAGAUAAAGUCUGGGAAUCCCAUGACACCAAGCCAAAGGUCUAAGAAAUCAUCUUUUAAAAAGUUUUAAUAAGGAAGUUAUUUAAAGGAAACUAAUGUUCAAAAGGGUUUGACUGGCCUCCAGAUUCCAAUUAUUUUUAAAAAACAAUUUGCCAGGGCCGGGGAUGUAGCUCAGUUGGUGACACACUUGCUCAAGUCCCUGGAUUUCAUCCCCAGUACCGGGGGAACAAAGCAAGCAUUUGCUACUAAAUUCUUCAGGGUUCCAUUGGAUAGUAAAAGGAAACAAAUUGCAGAAGCAGCACUUCUUCCUCUCUGUUUGUUCUGUUCUAAAACAGAAUACACAGCACAGGCAAGCACUUGGCAUUGCCAGGACUAAAGAUUACACUUCUGGUAGUUCCCAUCCAGAUGCUGCAGCCCCCUCUAUGCCUGUCAGCAUGUGGUUAGAUCUGGACAAAUAAGAUUCCUGAGGAAUGAGUUUCUUAACUAUACUAUGGUUUCAGCUUUAUGUAAACGCAUAUAUUCUGGCUAUAGUUCCAAUAUAUGGAGAUGCUGCUGCAAUGCUGGCCUUAUGUAGUCUGUAUGAUGCUUUAACUGCUCAGAAGAGGCCAAGCAUGGGCUGGGGUAUGGCCUGACCCUUCCCUAUAUGGAGUCUUCAGUACCAAUUGUCAAGAUGCCUUUUUGUGGUAUCUGAAUAUGCUCAACAAAAGUGCUUCCUCUUCCCAUAAGCAACUGACUAUAUUUGUGAAUAAUUUUCAAAUUGACACAUAUAAAUUUGAACUCUGGAACCACAUCUGAUCCAGAUACAGGGCAGCAUCUAGGUCAUACCUGCAGCCUCAGCUUCAUCCUUUGCAACCCUUGGGACAGGAUUCGGGCAUUCUGUGAAGUCCCCAAGGCAGCAGUCAGCUUUCCAGUAUUGCUGUUAGCGAGUCUGUGUUUGCCAGUAGAGACCCGCUGUACGUAUUAAUGUGCCAAGUGUGUAUUGCACAUCUGCUUCCACUGUGUCCCCCGGGGCCCUGAAGUGUGUGAGGACUCCCUCACUGGGUGGGGGUUACACACUGCAUUGACUCCUAUUGUAUGGAAUAAUCAUCCUCAUAGAUUUUUAUACACAUAGUAAUUUCCCUUUUAUAUGUCAGGUAAAUAUUUGUAAAAGUUAUACUCACACAAAAGAAUUAUUAUGAUAAUUACUAAUAUAUUUUUUCCAUGUUUCAUUGCCUGAAUAAAAACUGUUUACCACUGUUAAA